AUGCCGGGUACCUCUGAGCCGAUCACGACUGGUACGAUCCAGACUACUAUCGAUCGCAGAGGCGAUUGGAAUCCGACUGCUGGAUCCGCAACUUUGCGUCCAAAAGAAACUGGUGCGACCUCUGAAAUUGAACUGGCCUACAAAACAUCCGGUCCCACAAGUCUGACUGACAUUGAGGUCACAUUAGGACAAGAAAAAUUUUGGGGAGACGGUCGUCCAGCCAUGCAAAAAACGGCUCGGGACAAAUCAAACACUAAUGACAUCCUGGACGCACCCAGACAUGGAAAAAGUACAUGUGCAGAAAGUGACGCACCCCCAAGGUCACCAUCGGUACGACGCGUCCGGAAAGUAGCGUGUACUGGAACGCUGUUUUGCGCUACAAAUGGGGAUUCUGUGAACGCAGCAGGCGGUCAGCAAGACCGACGGAAAGUCGAGGAAUCCGAAUUAGCCGGACAACGUGGCCGUCCCAGACAACUGGGACAAGCGGCAGCAAUCAAUGUCCCCUCAAUGGUCCUUGAAGAUUCUAAUAGCAGCCUCCAAGUCGAUCCGAAAAGUUGCCUGAGAACAUCACAAACGAGAGAUUCAGCUAGGUUCCAGACGAAAUCAUCUACCACAUCGAUCAGUUCACCUGCUAGCAUGGGGUUUGGUUUUGAUCCCAACCAAUCUUACGUAAUAUUUAUCACUUCAAUGGCACAGCAGAGUUGUUCAGGGGCCCAAUCCAAGAAGAGCUAUAUAAUCCUUCGUGGACAAACGCCUCGGGAGGAUUUCGGGGCAGUGUCUGGGGCAGAUGAAGAAGAAUCGCGUAGCACAUCGAAUUCGAAACAAGGAAGGAAGGAUGGCAGAGGACAAACUCGUCUGACCUCAGUGGAGGUGAUGAACUUGGAAGGUUUGCUUAGACAGAUGUACGUCCACGAGAGCAAGCUUACAGCGCCCUUAUAG
Molecule: messenger RNA, 939 nt
Organism: Opisthorchis viverrini
Lineage: Eukaryota; Metazoa; Platyhelminthes; Trematoda; Opisthorchiida; Opisthorchiidae
Exons: 7
Coding region: 1-939 (312 amino acids)
Source: RefSeq, a predicted model, not a curated record